AUGACUACACCGCCAGCAUGGGCCAUGCCCUCAGGAGAAGCAAGAGGUGUAUUACGAGAGGCCAUCCAAGCCUGUAACGAGCGUGGACUCUACUUUGCCGCACGCUGGGCAGCAGAAGCACUCAACGGACUUCCUGCAAUCGACCAUGAAGACUCCAAGGACGAUGAUCCGCGGGUGCCAGCCACACGAUCAACUACAGCAGCAGGAACAGCCUCAUCAUCAACAAUAACGAACUCUGAGCGCUAUGUCUCGAUGUACGCGGAAGAACUUGGUUUGGACGCUGCGACAGGACAGCCCGCAGGAAUGUACACCGCUGAGUAUGACACCUACCUGAUGGCCAAGACCUUUUUCGAUCUCAAGGAGUAUGAUCGGUGUGCUGCCAUUCUUGAGAAAUGCGAGAGUAACAAGUCGCGGUUCCUGAGACUCUAUUCAAAGUACCUUGUCGGCGAGAAGCGGCGGGAACAGGAUACACGGGAGGUUCUCGGUCCACUGGACAACGGGAUGGCGGUCAACAAGGAGAUUGAGAAGAUCGACACGGAGCUGGCUGAAGGCUACCAAGCAGGUACUCUGGACGCAUUCUGCAAGUAUUUGUACGGGAUUGUGUUGAUCAAGAGGCAGAGAAAGACCCUGGCGGUGGUAGUUUUGACCGAAUCUGUCAACCAAUAUCCCUACAACUGGAGCGCAUGGCUGGACCUUGGUCCUUGUCUGCCCUCAUUAGCCGCCAUUACAAAGAUCAAACCGGCGUUGCCUGUCAGUUUUAUGACUUCUUACUUCCUUCUGCAUACCACACUGGAAUAUGUCAGUCAUCAACAGGAAGAAGGCGUUGUUUGGCUGGAGGAACUGAUGGAAACCUUUCCGCGAAGUGCCUUUGUCAAAUGUGAACGAGCUUUAGUCCUCUAUCACGCCCGAGAUUUCCCGGAGGCGGACAAGGUGUUUGAGGAAGUGGUCAAGGAGAACCCGCAUCGACUGGAUAGCUUGGAUGUCUUUUCGAACGUAUUGUUUACGACAGGGAAACGGGCAAGACUAAGCUUCCUAGCACACAGCUGUGCAAUGACCGACAACUACCGACCUGAGACAUGUUGUGUCAUUGGAAACUACUACAGUAUGAAGGGCGAGCAUGAGAAUGCUGUUGUGUACUUCAAACGUGCGCUGCGGUUCAACAGGAGCUAUGCAUCAGCGUGGACGUUGCUUGGACAUGAAUACAUGGAGAUGAAGAAUGCCUACGCCGCUGUUGAAGCCUACCGGCGAGCCGUUGAUUACGACCAGCGGGACUUUAGGGCGUGGAAUGGACUGGGUCAGACAUAUGAGACGCUCAAGAUGCAUUACUACGCGCUAAACUAUUACCAGAGAGCUACGGCGAUUCGGCCAUACGAUGGAAGGAUCUGGUGUGCGAUGGGUCAGUGUUACGAAUCAUUGGACCAGGAUCUGGCGGCUAUCAAGUGUUAUACCCGGGCGUUGCUUGGACCUGACCAAGAAAAGACGGCACUGAAGAAGCUGCCUAAGCUGUACAAAAAGAUUGGCGAAUCUGAGGCGGCCGCGCAUUACUUUCGCAAAAGUCUCGAGCAAUUCCGAGAAGAGCAGAGCGAAUCGGACGACAAGGCAGAGGCAUGUCUGUUUCUGGCAUUGUACGAGCGCGGCAAGGGGAAUCUGGAGGACGCAUUGGAGUAUGCGAAAGAAGCUAUGCAGUGCUCGUCCGAGUCGCACCAGGAAGACGCCAAUGCACUCACGCGCGAUAUUCGUAGUGCUCAAGAUGCUGCCAGGUCGAACGAGAUAGAUUAG
Messenger RNA from Linnemannia hyalina, 1779 nucleotides. Lineage: Eukaryota; Fungi; Mortierellomycota; Mortierellomycetes; Mortierellales; Mortierellaceae. The record is from the annotation of a GenBank genome assembly.